CAAUCUAACCUCGUUUUGAUGGUUCGCAAAGCCAAGAAAUUCACUUGGUCAGCGUGAUGCGCUUUGAUUAGUGCAUCACUGGACGGAUGACUUCAUUCUUGUGGAUGGCCACCACGCAAAGAUGCUAAUGAGUAAGCAACAGCCAGACUAUAGCCGCCAUGUUGAAUUUUUUAACUCCUUCACUACCUGCGUGCAUCCAAUCCCAGAUAGCAGCAAAUGGGAGAAGUAAGUGAACAUGUGGAGAUGACACCAUAGCACGUCAAGAAACGCCAUCCUGUGUGGUGUAUGGUCCGGGACAGUUUUUGAUGAAUGGAUGCAUGCAAGGAAGAUGAUGGUGAUGAAGAUUGGCCAUUCAGCUGAACCAGGAAAACAAUAAAGAAGGUUGGGAUUUGGCCAAGCGGUAAUGGACGAUUGCUUGGUAGAAAAAUGAAACAUCAAGGAAGUAUAAAAGGCUGUGGACGAAUCCUUGAAGAUAGGCAGACACAUCCGGUGUACCGUGUUGAGCAGUGUUCUGGCUUCCGGGAGCGGUUUUAUCAUUAUAAGUGUAGGUAGGAUUUCGUUUUUACGGCACCGGAUGAGGCAGUGUGUAGCUCGGGCCGAAUUCUAACGGGCGUGUUUGUGCUUUCAAUCGUUUUACGGUGUCCGUUGAAUCGAGCCAGUUUCUUGUCGCUCAGUGCAUUUAUUCGGAGUGCCUUUCUGUGUAUGUGUGUUUCAAUUUAAAUUCAAAUCAAGAUGUCCUCCAGAAAUAUUCUGCUUCUAAGCGUGCUGUUGAUGGGAAACAUCUACUGGAGUUUAGCCCAACCGAUUACUGUAUAUGAGAUGCUUUGCACGUUUAGACAAGCAGUAGAUAACCCGAACGAGUGUAAAUUUGGAUUUUUUACUAACAUCUGCCAAAAGUUGGACUGCUGGAAGGGUCCGGGAGAAGAGUGCGGUGACAAUAUGUCCGCCUAUAUCCGCUACGGCCAGUGUGCUUCUGGGUUGAUAUGUUGUAACGGUGAAUGCAAGGGUUGUAUCAACGGCAUCUGUAACAGUGAACCAUGUCAUCCACCCCACUCCUUCCAGUUGCGCUCAGAUCCUCAUAUGAUGGAACGCCGCAUGGACCCACUGUACAGGAUCUUCGAUCACUACAACAACAAGUAGUUGGGACGAGUCCACACUCAUACACACAAACACCAGACAUCUCGAUGUGGAAGGAUGAUGUCUUCUCUCAUCGCAUGUUUUGCAUCCCGCCCGCACAAUAUCAUAACAAAGAAAACUAACUGCUUGUCACAGCUACACGAAUUUGCAAUGGUAGCCACUUCAAACGGUAGUUGGAAUGAGAUCAUUUCAGGUCAGUGGUGGCAUACGAAUCAUUUAAUAUUUUAGCCCUAGUGAUGUUACUACUCUUACCUUACAUUCCUUACUACUCUACUCUUACGUUCCAGCAGUGCGCAUUCGCUAAUAUGGAAUAGAAAGAUAGCCUUCAAUAAAGUUACAUCUACAGCCCAGUGAACUCGGUUUCCAACUUACACUCAUAUCAUUUAUCUGAGAAAUUCAAAUGGGAGAAAUAACGGCUACUUCACGUACUAUUUAUACCACUUUGCUCUUCCAGGAUUGAUCUUCUAGAACUCAAAAUAAACCCACUAGAAGCUUUCUUUUCUUAUCCACCGAGAAUGUACCUCGAAUGUCUGGAAACUUGAAAAAAGAAUACCCCGGAAUAGUAUUAUCAGUAGUAGUGAGAGAGCGUAAACUAUCUCAGCUCACAUUCAAAGUUAGAGUAUGCCGUUCUUUGAGUAAACAAUUUAUGAUUUAAUGAAUGAUAUCGUUAAAAAGUAGCGUAUGCAGCACAGUGUUAAACUAUACUCUAGAACA
Messenger RNA from Anopheles funestus (African malaria mosquito), 1851 nucleotides. RefSeq lists its product as uncharacterized. The record is from RefSeq and is a predicted model, not a curated record. Lineage: Eukaryota; Metazoa; Arthropoda; Insecta; Diptera; Culicidae. The transcript has 3 exons. The coding region runs from base 733 to 1140 and encodes 135 amino acids.